CCUCGGUGCCACUCCCAGGACGCCGCUUGGGCUGGCCCGCUCUGGGAUCUUCUGGGGCUUCCGCGCAGAUGGUGCUUUCGGAGCUGGCCUCGCGGCUCAACAGUACCGAGUACAAGAACUGGGUCAAGGCGGGACACUGCCUGCUGCUGCUGCGGGCCUGCCUGCAGGGCUUCAUCCGCGCCGAGGUGGAUGCCUUCCACCAGCGCAUCCUGUCCGGGGCCCCCAGCCUGGGCCCCCGCGCCUCCUGCAGCGGAGGCGUGCGCUGCACCCCCCGUGCUCGGCAGUUUCAGCCUCAAUGUGAGUUGUGUGCAGAAUGGAAAAAGGAGAUUUUGAAACAUCACACCAACAGAAAUGGAGACAUCUACUGGGGAAAUUGCAAGCCUGAGCGCUGGCCUUUUGACCCCUGGGAACUGGCAAAGGCUUUUAUGCCCAGGGGAUUGGCAGACAAAAAAGGACCUGAGGAAUGUGAUGCAGUUGCUCUUCUAAGUCUUAUCAACUCCUGUGAUCACUUCAGGAUUGAUCGAAAAAAAGUCAUAGAGAUAAUUAAAUGUCGUAAUGAAAUCAUGCACUCUUCAGAAAUGAAAGUCUCUUCUACAUGGCUGCAAGAUUUUCAGAAGAAGAUUCAAAGUUUUUUGAAUGAAUUCAGGAAUAUCCCAGAGAUUGCAGCCACAAGUGCCAGAGUAGAACAGCUACUGACAUCUGACUGGGCUGUCCAUAUCCCUGGGGAGGAUCAGUUGGAUGGGCCUGAAAGUGAAACCAGAAUUCACCUUAGUGAAAGUGAAAUCAAUGAAAUAGAAAUGGAAUUAUUAAGGGAAAAACUUCAAGAGAAUUAUCUUCAAGCAGAAGAGCAAGCAGUAUCACCUGAAGAGAUCAUUAGAAACGUAGAGGCGAUGAAGAUCUUCCUAAGAAACAACAAGGAUCUUAGAAUUAGUUUUGAAGAAGAAAUACAAAAGUUGGAAGAUCUUAAUCUACAGUAUCAAAAAAAGUGUACAAAGGAACCUGGAAAAUAGAUGCUUGAACUGGUGGAAGUUGAAGGUAUUUCUUUAGUUAAAAUGAAAUAUGUUAUCCAAAGAUCAUCUUGAUUCCAGUCUUGUUAUCGAGGCAGCAAGGUGGAGCUGUGCCUGGAACUAGGAGGACCCGAGUUCAAAUUUGGCCUCAGACACUUACUAGCCGUGUGACUCUAGGCAAGGCAUUUAACCUCUGUUUGCUUCAGUUUCCUCGACUGUAAAAUGGGGAUAACAGCACCUACCUUUCAGGAUUGUUGUGAAGAUCAAAUGAGGUAUUUGUAUAGUGCUUUGCACACGGUGGAUGCUUAUUCCCUUUCUUCCUUCAUUACUGGAAACUUUUAUUCAAGGAGGAAGAGUGUAUAUAAUAGCAAAUGGAAGUAUUCUUUAUAGUAGCGAGGGAUUUUUUCUUUGUGAUUUCUUUCUUUGUGAUUAAAAGUUUGGGUGUUCUUUCUUCUCCACAUAUCAAAUUUUUUUAUAAGUUCUCAUACUACAGCUUUCUCCUACCCAAUAGUUAUUUUCUUAUGAAAAAGAAAAAGGUUGGGCUCUUCUCUGUUCUUGAGAGAGCUAUAGAAAGAAACUCUGCAAGGUUAGCUUUAUGCUAUGUCUGCUGCCACAGUAUUGCUGUUUCUUACUGUCUUGGUCUCAAAUUCCUAAAAUUAGAAUGGGUUAGAUAUAAAAAAUGGGUUCAUGAUUAAAAUUCAGAUAUGUCAUGUGGAUGCUGCCCCCAAAACCUUUGCAGUUAUUACAAAAAUCAAGCUAAAUUGCUUAGUAUGGCAGGAGUAAGCCCAGCUAGUGAGAAUGGGCCUAGCAAGAGGGCUAAAAGGAGGAGGUGCUACAGAACUACAAAAACAGAGUAAAGUGCCAAACCAGGUAAAGUGUACUCAGGAGAUCCAUUUAAGAGGCAAAACAAUUUUGGGGAUGCUAAGGGUUAAAUUCUCAAAAUAGCUAAAGGGGGAGGGGAGGAUAUCAAACACUUGGGGAAAGUCUCAGGCCAUUUAUUAUAGCCAGAAAAAGGCAACCAAGAUGUUACUCCCAACCCAUUUGCCUACUUUUCUAUCUCUACAACAUUUUGGGGAGAAUAACCUGCACACACAUUGAAGGAAUCCUUGCUGCAGGCUUGAGAAGUGAACAAGCAAGCACUGGCAGAAAGUAUUCUAUAGCAAAUUAAAUCUUUACAGACUAAAACUGACUGAAAGUUAUAGAGGAAAAAAAGAUGCCACUCUAUUAAUUGUUAAAAAGCAUUUGACCCAGUACAGCAAAACACUGCCUUAAAGACUCUUCCAACGCAGUGGGCCUAUGCAUUUAUCAAAUCAUUAGGCAGCUAAGUGGUUCUGUGGAUAGAGUGCUGGACCUGGAGUCACUUAGACCUGAGUUCAGACUUGACCUCACUAGGCAAGACACCUAACCUCUGUUUGCCUGUUUCCUCCACUAUAAAAUGGGGGUGAUCAUAGCACCUCUCUCCCAGGGUAGUUGUAAGGAUAAGAUGAGAUUUUCGUAAAACUCUUAGCACAGUGCCUGACAUCACAAAAAUUUCUUGGAAAGAUGUAACAACAAAGAUACUGUUUAAUGACCCUCUUCUGUUCGAUACUAUUAAGCCCUGGAACUCUGCGGAACCCACUAAAUGAAAUCCAUGUCCAUAUUCAGCCAAAAGUUCAGCCUAACUGUACACACUGGAAAACCCAAGUAGCUGAAUAAUGUCUGUUUUCCAAACUAUGAUUCAGACGACCCAUCCAGCCAGUCCAUCAGUACAAAUUUUGGGGGGGAAAAUAAGCUGUAUGUAAAAGAAAUUCAGUUUCAUGUACAAUCCUUUUUCUAUUCUUAAUAUACAGAAAUGUUUAUUUUACUGUUUUGUUAAAUUCAUAAUAUAGCCACACACACGUCUUGAACACACUGCAAAUAGAUAAUGUAUUAGGCCCAGAAACAGGAGGAAAUCAGGCUGGUUUGCCUUGAGACAAUUAGGCAGGCUUUUAAUGACCCCAAGCUUCUCCCUUAAACAAAGGCCUAUCUUUUUAAUAUCAUCCUCUUCCGCUGAUGUCUUAUGGCUGAGUUAUGGAAUACCAGUCUGGAAAAUUGAAAGUUAGAGGUCAUCCAAAGAACAACAAAUGACAAGAGGCACGCUGCAGAUGUUAGUAGGCUGUAAAGCAGUGCCAACAAGGAACUGCAUUAUGCAGAGGAGAAAUGGUAUAAAUGAUGUCAUCAGAAAGACACAUGAGCUGGGCUGGAAGAAAAAAAAGCAAGGUGGCAUCUACGGACAAGCUUUGUGUUCCUUUGGUAUCCACAUGAUGUCUAAAGAACCCUCCAGCACGUUGGGUAGAUCCACUUUGUAGAAUUUAUGGGAAGAUCUGGACAGAAUGAAAAGGGACGGAUGGGCUGCGAUAGAUCUGCGCUGUUGGAGAAUCCACAUCAGGUGAGAUCACAGAUCCACUGAAGUAUAUCAAUGUUAGAUUUUUUUCCUUCCCAAAUGAAAGCUUGUUUUUUGUUUGUUUGGUUUUUUUUGUAAUUUUCUUUUGACACAUUGAACACAUCCUAACGAAUAUCUUGCAUAUCUACUCUAACAGAAAGGAUGGAUGUGUCCUUUAACUUUGACAGUAUAGUACUAAUAUUGAUGGCUGUAUUUCAUCAUUUUGUUGCCUCCUUGUACUGCAAAAGCCUUAACAAGAAUAGGACAAAUGAGUCACAGGGUGCUGAAAUGGGGGUGGGGAGAGUGAAGGGGAGGGAGCCCAAUUCCUCCCAGCAGCAAGUGCACAUCCCCUUUUCCUCCAAAGUAGAAUUGUUCCCAGGGUCCCAGGAUGUCACCUCUCUCCCAGGGCUUGCCUUCCUCUCUGUGCCCCAAGGAUAGGAAACUGUCAGGCCCCUACUGACCUUCACAUCUGCAAUGGGACUUAUCCUCCAUUGGUCCCCAACCCCAGGUGCACGCUCUAGCCUGUACACAUACACACCCCUGCCCUGUGUUUUGAUGACCAUUUCUGUUUAGGCCCUGCUUGCUUCAUUCUGCUUCACUUCAUACAAGUCUUACCAUGCUUCUCAUAAUUCUUCAUAAAACAGCUGUGCCUAAACUUAAAUGUGAGUAUGUGAAAAUACUGGUUGAAACUAAUCCUUGCUACUGAAUUUCAAGUGAAAAAUUUAAACAUACUCAUAGAAAUUUAAACCCAUCAUUGCCUGACAGCUGACCUUAAAAGAAGACAGGAAAACCUUGUUCAAAUAAAAAUGGUUAAAGUUGAUGGGAGAAUAUACUAAUGGUAAUACUUUUUGACCCUUCACAGUUAAGAAUUUUGAUUUUUUUUUUUAAUCUGUGACUCAAAGUGCAUUUUCAUGGGCUGUCAUUAUUUGAAGUUCCACUUCUUUAGGUCUAAAAUAUUUUGCACCAAAAAUGUCACCUUUUCCUAAUUUAUCUAGCAGUCCACAAAUAUUGUAUGCCGUGCUAUAUAUCAUAUUGCAGGGAAGAUUUGUUUCAAAUUUCCCUAAUCACAGACUAACCUCCAAGAGUAGGAAGGCCAGACAGAGUGAAUAGCAGUAUCUUUUUGGUCCUCUUAAGACAACAGUACAGGACUGGCCACCAUCUUACUCAUUUAUAUUUAGAAGCCAGUGUGAAAAUGUAGUCCUUGACUCUUUCAACUAUCCAUACAAAGUUGAACACAUCUCACAGAAUUGGGAUGGCAGAGUUUUUAGUCUUUUUUUUUUGUUGAACGAAUGCAUUUUACUAUAGAGAAUAUCUGGAUGUGUCUUUAUAUCUUCUUCCCAACUCUAGUUCUUUUCCCACAUGCUGCUUCAUCUCUGGUCUUUCACUUUCUUAGGACUUUAAUAGCAAAAUAUAAAAGACCUUCCUCUUCUACAAGCCCAGCUAAAGGAAUAAUAAUUUGAGCUUUGGAAAGAGGCUUCAGGAACCUAGGUCCUUCACCCUGUGUUCAACAAAAGGUCUUGGAUCUGAUAUGCUAUUUAAUUUCUAUACUCCACCCAAUUUAGGCCUUAAUAAAUAAAAGCUUCCAUAUUAUGUCUUUGGGGACAGCUUCACCUUUAGACUUUUGCAAUAUGUGCUUUUUUAAAAAAUAUACUUGUUGAAUAAGCAUCUUCACUCUGGCAUUCUCAAAUCACUGUUCUUGACAUUGGCAGCAUUAAAAUUAUCAAACUGAAAUAGAAAGUGAGAGGAAACAAGAAUUCAAACUGUACAUACAAAAUGAGUCCACCCUGGAGAAGAUAUCAUAGCAGUUAUCUACCAACAAUAUUCUUGGGCAUUUCCCCAUGAUUUUAAGAAGAUAUGAAGACUGAUCUGUUGGAAAGGCAUUGCUGGGCCAGCCUUCUGCCCCCACGGGAGUCCCCCAGCCUCCUCUUUGAAAAAGAGAGUUUAAAGUAUGGAAAUCUAUAGUUUGGAAAUUUGGAAGAAAUAAAUUACUGUUUAAUAGUACUGCUGUUCAGCUGAGAGCAGUUUUCAUUUUUUCAGUUCUCUUUCUUGUUAGUUAAGUUAGGCUUGAGCUUCCUUAAGAUUCUCAAUGAAGUCAUGCUACAAAAGACAAAAUAGCCAGAUUCUGGGAAACAAUCUAUGUGUAUGAGUGCCAGCUGUUUAGGAACAGCCCUAGCAACCUAUAGCAAUUUAGUUUGUUAAAGGUUAUAUAGACCCAUGGGCAAUUCACAGCAUCUUAAACUCGCAGGAGCAGAGGAUUUACUUAUUUUUGGGAAACUGUAAGGUUAACUGUCCAAAUAAAUAAUAAAACCUAUCAAAUCACUUAAUAUUAAAGGGCAAUGUGGUAUAGUAGAUAAAGUCUAGAAGUAAGAAAGAGCAAUGUUUAAUCCUCUGAUGUUUAACUAAUACACUUGCUGAUCUGUAUCUGUGAAGCAGAGUGCAUAGAGCACUGGACUUGAAGUCAGGUAGGACCCAGGUGACAAAUGAUACCUCAGAGAGUAGCUGUGGGCAACUGACUUAAUUUCUCUGUGUGUCAGCUUCCACAUCUGUAAACGGAGGGGGCUGGAUGAGAGGGCCUGUAAGGUCCCUUCCAGCUCUAAAUAUGCACUCUUAUAAACUUCACCAAUGAUCCAUUACACAGGUCUGGACCAAAAAAUAAAGAAAGGAAGGAAGGAUUGGGAAGCUGGUGAGCAUCGGCAGUAUGUUGAGCAACAAAGAGCCAGAUCCAUCUGUCUGGCACGCUGCAAGUUAGAUGUAGGGCACAGUUAAACAUUACAGCUUGUUUUCAUUAUUUCCAUUAAAAAUUUUGCCCUCUAAAUUGAAAAAAAAUGAGCGGAAAUGACUCCUCCCCAUUUCCAGGCUAAUAGAAGUCCAGCCAUUUUGAAAUGUUUUGGUAGGCAAUGACCUUUUAAUGAAAUAUGAUUCAAGAUGGUUUUUUAUGAAGCAUGCUGUGUUCUAAAAAAUACAUUUGACUUGAGCAGUAAAGAAAUAUAUUAAUUUCCAGUAACAUGGCAUUUAGUGGAAUAGGAAAAUGUCCUUGUAGUUUCAUAUUAAAAAUAAUCUUGAAAUAAAUUGUGUCUCA
Trichosurus vulpecula (common brushtail) is the source of this 6487-nucleotide messenger RNA. It is a transcript of the gene C2HXorf38, whose product is annotated as chromosome 2 CXorf38 homolog. The record is from RefSeq and is a predicted model, not a curated record. Lineage: Eukaryota; Metazoa; Chordata; Mammalia; Diprotodontia; Phalangeridae. The transcript has 7 exons. Bases 69 to 1010 code for a protein of 313 amino acids.